Molecule: messenger RNA, 1011 nt
Organism: Schistocerca piceifrons (Central American locust)
Lineage: Eukaryota; Metazoa; Arthropoda; Insecta; Orthoptera; Acrididae
Exons: 2
Coding region: 8-349 (113 amino acids)
Source: RefSeq, a predicted model, not a curated record
ACUUAAUAUGAGGUCACUAAUGAAGUUAUCCUUUCUAAUUCUAACUCAGAAGCUAUUUACAACAUUUCAAAUGCUGACGGCAAUACUGCAUCCAUUAUUUAAUGGGUGUGCUGAAUUAGAAAAUCAGCUCAAACAAACAUUUACAGUGUCACAGGAACUAAAUGCUGCAAAAAAACGGUGUAAUGAGCUAGAAUCACAACUGAAGGAGUAUACUGCUGUUAGUACAGAAUUGAAUGAAUAUCGUGAGCGGCUUCAAAAAAAUGUUCAGCAACUACAAGACGUACAAAGUUCUUUCACUCAACUACAAAGUGCAUUCAAAUCUGCUCAGGCAGAAAGUAACAUGAGGUGAUUUUAUUCUGGUCUUGCUGUAUUCAUUAUGUUGAGCAUAUUUCAUGUAUUUAGAGUAUAUUUAAAUAAUAUAAUUUUAAUUUAAGUUGUGGCUUAAUAUGAUUAAUUUAGUCUGUGUCUUUACUUACAUCGUUACUUUACAAGUAAUUGUAAAGUUUGUUUCACAUGGUUCCCUUCAUCAGAGCACAUUCCAUGUAUUGUUUCUAUUCCACAGAUAGAAAUAAAAUGAUAAACAAAUAGCAAAUUCACAUCUUUGUAGUUGGAAUUAAUACAGCCAUAGCCAUUGGAUUUUUAAGGGAGUAAAACAUAGAUGACUGACAGUUGUUGCAAAAGAUUUUUGAAGUACUUUAGAUGAUUUCUGAAGCACAAUCAGUGUAUUUCCUUAACCAACAGUGAGUUUAUGUUCUCAUCACAUCAUGGCCUGCUUUCAUGAAAAGAGGAAAAAACUGGAUCCACCUGAGUUCAUUUGAACAUAUUUAAUAUAUCUGUUAGAGCAAUUUGAGAUAAACUCCAUAUAUUUAAGAAAAAUACAUGCAUCAAUAUUACAAGUGUUCUAAAUCGUUGUUGUUGUUGUUGUUGUCAUCUUCAGUCUGGAGACUUGUUUGGUGCAGCUCUCCAUAUUACUCUAUCAUGUGCAAGCUCCUUCAUCUCCAUGUAACUACU